Messenger RNA from Carlito syrichta (Philippine tarsier), 765 nucleotides. RefSeq names its product uracil-DNA glycosylase-like. Gene Ontology annotation, biological process: base-excision repair, AP site formation via deaminated base removal; base-excision repair. The record is from RefSeq and is a predicted model, not a curated record. Gene Ontology annotation, cellular component: nucleus; mitochondrion. Gene Ontology annotation, molecular function: uracil DNA N-glycosylase activity. Lineage: Eukaryota; Metazoa; Chordata; Mammalia; Primates; Tarsiidae.
GUGCAGUGGCAUGAUCAUGGCUCACUGAACGCCGAGCAGCUGGACCACAUCCAGCGGAACAAGGCAGUGGCCUUGCUCAGACUGGCGGGCCACAACAUGCCCGUGGGCUUCAGGGAGAGCUGGAAGAAGCCCCUCGUCGGCGAAUUCAGGAAGCUGUACUUCAUCCAGCUCAUGGGAUUUGUUGCAGAAGAAAGAAAACGCCACACUGUUUAUCCCCCACACCAAGUCUUCACCUGGACCCAAAUGUGUGGCAUAAGAGACAUGAAAGUUGUCAUUCUGGGACAGGAUCCAUAUCAUGCACCCAGUCAAGCUCAUGGGCUCUGCUUUAGUGUUCAAAGACCUGUUCCACCUCUGCCCAGUUUGGAGAACAUUUAUAAAGCAUCUACAGAUAUAGAUGGUUUUGUUCAUCCCGGCCAUGGAGAUUUGUCUGGGUGGGCCAAACAAGGUGUUCUUCUAUUCAAUGCUGUCCUCACUGUUCGGACCCAUCAAGCCAAUUCUCAUAAGGAGAGAGGCUGGGAGCAAUUUACUGAUGCAGUGGUAUACUGGCUGAAUAAGAACUCAAAUGGCCUUGUCUUCUUGCUUCGGGACUCUUAUGCUCUGAAGAAGGGCAGUGCCAUUGAUAGGAAGCGGCAUCAUGUCCUGCAGACAGCUCAUCCCUCCCCACUGUCUGUGUAUAGGGGGUUCUUUGGGUGUAGACACUUCUCUAAGACCAGUAAGCUGCUGCAGAAGUCCGGCAAGAAGCCUAUCGACUGGAAGGAGCUGUGA